Messenger RNA from Fraxinus pennsylvanica, 2319 nucleotides. The record is from the annotation of a GenBank genome assembly. Lineage: Eukaryota; Viridiplantae; Streptophyta; Magnoliopsida; Lamiales; Oleaceae.
AUGUCUUCCUCUCGGCCCUCAGCUUUUGAUGUCCUCAUGUCCAAUGCUUCCAAGAAAAAACAGAUGUCAUCCAAAACCCAACAGCAAUCCUCCCCCAGAAAACGCAAAAACCCAGCUGAAAGCUCUCAAAAUCCCAAUUUAAACCCUAAUAAUAAUUCUCAAAAUCCCAUUGCCGACCCAGCUGGAAAUGAAGCAACACAAGACGAAUUAAGCACCAAAAACUCACACCUUGACCAAAUUGAAACUACCCAUGUUGAGAUUUCGUCGAAAAAUGGUGGAAAAACCACUCUUGAUUCAACCUCAGAUGAAAAUUUUUCCAUUUCCAAAAGUGGAAAAAAGGAUAAAAUAACAGCCAAAGAAUCAAGUCCAAAGAAAAGUUUUGAUUCGGAUAAAGGCUUAAAGGUGGCAAAGAAAGCCAAGGUGUUGAUUAGUCCAGAUGAGAGUGUAGCAGAGUUGCGGAAGAAGGCAUCUAGUUUUGAUGUGAAGAGGGCGGUGUAUUGGGGGCAGGGAGAGAGGGUUCCGUUUAUGUUUGUUGUGAAAGCCUUUGACGCAAUAUCGAAGGAGUCAGGCAGGAUUGCAAUCACGGAGAUAGUGUGUAAUAUGUUAAGGACUGUAAUUGAGACGACACCAGAUGACUUGGUGGCAGUUGUAUACCUUCUGGCGAAUAGGAUUGCAUCUGCACAUGAAGAGGCUUGUGGGACUAAGGAAGCACACAUUAAGAAGCAAUACAAGGAGCUUGGAGAUUUAGGCCUUGUUGCAAAAGCAAGCCGUUCAUCACAGCCUUUGAUGCGCAAACCAGAAGCAUUAACUGUUAUCAAAGUUUUUGAAACAUUCCGACUUAUUGCUAAGGAAUCUGGGAAGGAUAGCCAAGAAAAGAAAAAGAAUCACAUAAAGGCUCUACUUGUUGCAGCCACUGAUUGUGAACCUCAAUAUUUGAUACGCCUACUCCAGACAAAAUUGCGCAUUGGUUUGGCAGAACAAACUCUCUUGGUUGCACUGGGACAUGCUGCAGUGUACUCUGAGAAGCAUUCUUCCCCUCCUGGAAAUGUUAAUAAUCCUCUAGAAGAGGCAGCAAAAAUUGUGAAACAAGUAUACUCUGUUAUUCCUGUGUACGAUAAAAUAGUUCCUACUCUUCUUGCUGCUGGUGUGUGGAAUCUCCCAAAGACGUGUAGCUUUUCACCAGGUAUUCCAGUUGGACCCAUGUUGGCUAAACCAACUAAAGGAGUAUCAGAAAUUGUGGAGAAGUUUCAGGACAUGGAGUUCACCUGUGAAUACAAGUACGAUGGAGAACGUGCUCAGAUACACUAUAUGGAGAAUGGUUUAGUGGAGAUAUAUAGUCGGAAUGCAGAACGAAAUACUGGAAAGUUUCCUGAUGUUGUUGCUGCUAUUACAAGAUUGAAGAAACCUUCUGUAACAUCAUUUGUUCUCGACUGUGAACUUGUUGCAUAUGACCGUGAGAAACAGAAAAUCCUGCCUUUCCAGGUUCUCAGUACGCGUGCGCGUAAAAAUGUUGUCAUGAGUGAAAUCAAAGUUAGUGUUUGCAUAUUUGCUUUCGAUAUCUUGUAUCUCAAUGGUCAACAACUUCUACAAGAGCAACUUGACGUUCGUAGAGAGCAUCUUUACAAGUCAUUUGAGGAAGAAUGCAGUUUCCUCCAGUUUGCCACUGCUAUAACAUCAAAUGAUCUCGAGGAAAUACAAAAGUUUCUUGAAGAUUCAGUUGGUUCUAGUUGCGAGGGGUUGAUCAUCAAGACUUUGAACAAAGAUGCUACAUAUGAACCGUCAAAACGGUCUCAUAAUUGGUUAAAAUUAAAAAAAGAUUACAUGGAUAGUAUUGGCGACUCUCUGGAUUUGGUACCAAUUGGUGCUUUUCAUGGACGGGGAAAACGCACCGGUGUGUAUGGUGCUUUUCUGCUUGGUUGUUACGAUAGUACCAAAGAGGAAUUUCAAAGCAUUUGUAAAAUUGGUACUGGAUUUUCAGAAGCAAUGCUUGAAGAACGUUCAGCCAGCCUUCGCUCUAAAGUUAUUCCCAAGCCAAAGUCAUAUUACAGGUAUUCUGAUUCAAUCACUCCAGAUGUAUGGUUUGAACCCAUUGAGGUUUGGGAGGUUAAAGCUGCAGAUCUGACUAUCAGCCCAGUUCAUCGUGCUGCCAUUGGAACUGUGGAUCCUGAUAAGGGAAUUUCACUGCGAUUUCCACGGUUACUUCGUGUCCGAGAAGAUAAGAAUCCUGAGGAGGCAUCGUCAUCGGAUAUGGUCGCAGAGAUGUAUACUGCUCAGAAGCGCAAUCAACGAGACAAUCAAGAUGAAAAUGAGGAUGAUUGA